Molecule: messenger RNA, 1914 nt
Organism: Lutzomyia longipalpis
Lineage: Eukaryota; Metazoa; Arthropoda; Insecta; Diptera; Psychodidae
Gene: Snmp2
Product: sensory neuron membrane protein 2
Exons: 9
Coding region: 294-1853 (519 amino acids)
Cellular component (GO): membrane; cytoplasm
Molecular function (GO): scavenger receptor activity
Source: RefSeq, a predicted model, not a curated record
AGGAAUCAAAAUCGAAUUUUUAUCGAUGUGAAAUAAAUAAUCAAAAGAAGGUGAUAGGAGAUUAUUAUUGGCAUGAAUGCGGGGAGAUUGUGUUACGGACAGAGAAUUUCAGUGGCCAGUGUGAAGAUUCGAGUGCUCUGGACAAGGUGUGGUGGUCAAUUUAACCCACCUCUGUGAACAUUCUAAAAUAUACAUACAUAUAAUAUAUUUUCUGUGGAGUUAAUUUUCCAACCAAUUUGUGCUUUAGUGCGUGACAAGAGUGUGGGUGGGUUUGUGCAUAAAUAUAAUUCAACAUGGAUAGAUCACUAUGCUGUUUGAUUGUUUUUACGGUGAUUGGUUUCGUGCUCUUCCUGCUCGGUGUGAUCCUUGGAUGGGCCGUCUUUCCGCCACUUGUUCGUCAGCAAAUUAUCGAUAAUGUUAUCCUGAAGAAUGGAACAGAACAAUUUGAUAGAUUCAUGGAAUUGCCACAGCCGCUCCUCUUCAAAGUUCACCUCUUCAACAUUACAAAUCCCAAUGAGGUUAUCAACAAUCAAGCUUUACCAAUUGUAGAAGAAGUCGGGCCCUACAUUUAUCGGCAGUAUCGCCGGAAAGAUCAAGCUGGUUUCCUGAAUGAUAAUCAUGAGAUUUGGUACACGCAAGAGUCUGCAUUUUACUACGAUCACCGUCUAUCGGCUCCCCUUUCACAGGAUGAUCCUCUUUUCGUUAUUAACAUACACAUGAAUUCAAUCCUCAUGGAAGUUGAGUCCACCAUGACUGCCAUGCUUGGGCCUGUCAAUCAAGUCCUACCGUAUAUUUUUGGGGAUGAUGCUUCGAUAAUUAUGCGGACAACACCGAGAAGAUUCCUCUUUGAAGGGAUUGAAUUCUGCUGGCCCGGACGUCAUGGAGUGGCUGAUCUUGUGUGUAGUAUUGUCAAGGAACAAAUGCCGGAUGCAAUGAUAGAACUCCCCGAUGGCUCAUUAUCCUUUGCAAUGUUCCGUCAUAAAAAUAUGACAAAUAAUGGAGUCUUCCGUGUCCACACGGGCCUCGAGGAGCCACGAGAUGUGCAACAGAUAAUUACGUGGGAAAAUCAAAUUUCCUUGGAUGUGUGGCCAAAUAAUGAGGACAACACCACAUCUGUGUGCAAUAUGAUCCGUGGGAGCGAUGGAUCAGCUUUUAGACCACUUCAGGAGGCCGGAGAGACCGCUUUCAUUUUCAACACCGACAUUUGCCAAACUGUUCGACUGGAGUACGAUGGUGAGGCGGAAUAUGAAGGGAUUCCUGGAUUUAAGUAUGUUGCAUCGCCGUCAUUUAUUGCGGAAAUUGGGCCAGAGUACAAUAAUAGCUGCUUCUGCAUCAAUCAAAUCCCCGGAGGAAUUGUUCAGGAGAACGGAUGCAUGUAUCCCGGAGCUGUGGAUUUGAGUCCUUGUCAAGGAGGCCCUCUGAUACUGUCCAAGCCACAUCUCCUCGGAGCUGAUCACUAUCGCACAUUUGUCCACGGGUUGUCGCCGGAUCCAGCUAAGCAUGAUAUUGUUGUAAUUGUAGAGCCGAAUACGGGAACCCCACUGCAAGCUGCUAGUCGUGUGCAGUUUAAUCAAUUCCUCCGUCCUGUCCCGGAAAUUACAAUCACCCAGAACUUGGGACAAUCCAUCGUGCCCAUCGUGUGGAUCGAAGAAGGCAUUGCUCUCAAUGAGGAACUUGUUGACUUCAUCAAGACAUCCCUUGUGAAUGUUCUCGUGAUCUUGGAUGCUGUCCAUUGGACUCUCUUUGCCGUGGGAUUGGCACUCUUUGUGGCCAUGCUCACGUGGUUGCUUGUGGUGCUCGUGAAACGUCGACAACGUAGCCAAGUGGGCGACAUUACUGCCACGACAAAGUGAAAAAUAUAUAACGGUGUAGGUUUUAUGCUAAAAACAAAUAAAUUCUUAUUUUUCCACUAUG